Molecule: messenger RNA, 2661 nt
Organism: Striga hermonthica
Lineage: Eukaryota; Viridiplantae; Streptophyta; Magnoliopsida; Lamiales; Orobanchaceae
Source: the annotation of a GenBank genome assembly
AUGGAUGAUGAUAACAAUGGCGGCGCAAGAGCAAUUUCCUCGAGCUCUUUGCAUUCGGAGCCUCAGCGAGAAGAUAGAGAAGAGGCCUCUGAUAAUGGCGACCAGAGAGUUUAUUUAGUUCCGUUCAGAUGGUGGAAAGAGGCCCAGGACUCGUCUUCUCCAGACGUAAAGAAGGGAAUCCCGUAUGCUGCAUGCCCUUCUUCUCUAUACGGGGGUCCGAUGAAGAUAUUCAACAAUAUAUUCAGCUCAGAUAUCGCGUUCAACCUAAGGAAAGAGGAUGCAUUGUCAUGCAAUGCGGAAAGUGAUGAAGCGGGAGAGUCAUGUAGAGAUUACGCACUGGUCCCUGGCGACAUGUGGCUUGAGGCGCUCAAAUGGCACAGUAAUUCCAAAAGUUCAUCAAAGGAAAGAAAAGGAUUUACAGCUGCAGAAGAUGAUAUGUCAGAUGUGUAUCCACUUCAACUUAGGCUUUCUGUUCUCUGGGAAACUAAUGUAGUGGCAGUCAAAGUGACCAAAAAGGAAAAUUCAGUUGAAUGCUUCAGAAGAGCCUGCAAAAUUUUUAAUAUGGAAGCUGAACCUAUACGGGUUUGGGAUUUUUCUGGGCAGACAACGCUGCUUUUAUUGACUGACAAAAAUAAAAACUUUCAAGAAUCUCAGAAGCAAACAGAACAGGAUCUGCUCCUUGAGUUGCAAGUUUACGGGUUGUCAGAUUCUCUUAGAAAUAGAGGGGCCAAAAAAGAUGAUGCUGGAACAUAUUCUUAUGGUACUUCAUAUUUGAUGAAUGGUAGCACUACCAACAGUAGUUCUAGUUCAGCCCGAAGCAGUUCAUGUAAGCUUCUUGGAAAUUCAUUUGAAGCUGGUACGUUGGGCCUAACUGGAUUACAAAAUCUUGGAAAUACCUGCUUCAUGAAUAGUGCUUUACAGUGUUUAGCACACACGCCAAAGCUUGUUGACUACUUUCUUGGAGACUACAAGAGAGAAAUAAAUUCAGAGAAUCCUUUAGGCAUGAAGGGUGAAAUUGCUUCAUCGUUUGGAGAUCUUAUGAAGAAAUUAUGGGCCCCUGGAGCAACUCCUCUGGCUCCAAGAACAUUUAAAUUGAAGCUUGCUCAUUUUGCUCCCCAAUUCAGUGGUUUUAAUCAGCAUGAUUCUCAAGAGCUGUUGGCAUUUCUCUUAGAUGGUCUCCAUGAGGAUCUGAAUCGUGUGAAAUGCAAACCUUAUGUCGAAGCUAAGGAUGCCGAUGACCGCCCAGAUGAAGUAGUAGCUGACGAAUAUUGGAAGAAUCAUCUAGCUCGGAAUGACUCUAUAAUUGUUGAUAUCUGUCAAGGCCAGUACAGGUCCACAUUAGCAUGUCCGAUUUGUAGAAAGGUGUCUGUUACUUUUGACCCAUUCAUGUAUCUCUCUUUACCUUUGCCGUCAUCAUCUAUGCGGACAAUGACAUUGACUGUGAUAAAAGCUGAUGGCAGUAGUAAGCCAUCUCCGUUCACUGUUACUGUGCCCAAGAAUGGGAAGUUUGAAGAUUUGAUCCAGGCUUUGAGCACAGCCUGUUCACUGGGGGUUGAUGAAACCUUUUUGGUGGCUGAGAUAUACAACAACCGCAUCAUACGGUUUCUUGAAGAGCCCACCGAUUCAUUAUCUUUAAUCAGAGACAACGAUCAACUAAUUGCUUACAGGUUACCGAAGGAUGACAAGGAAGCUCCUCUCUUCGUGUUUAUGCAUCAGCUGGCUGAAGAAAAAUUCAUUGCUGGGAAAUUAACACUUAGUUGGAGAGCAUUUGGAGUUCCUCUUGUCUCACGCCGAAGUUUCACAGAUGGCUCUGAUAUUCGUGCAACAUAUGCAAAGCUGAUUGCUCCAUUCCGGGUGACUUAUCAAGAGUCUGGCGAAAAUAUUGAUAAGAUUGACAUAAGUGACACCAGUAAUGCUAGAUUAAGUGGGUCCCCUGAUACAUCUGAUAAAAAAGAGACUGAUGCUGAUUCUGGUAACGAUUUUCAGUUUCACUUUUCGAAUGAAAAAGGAUCAGAGACCGGCUCUGAGAUUGGAAUGGGAGAGCUGGAAAAGCCCGUAUUCAUGCCUGAAAGACUGUAUGUACUCGUAUCUUGGUCAGACAAGAUGGUGAAGCUUCACAAUGUCGAGCCUCUUAACUUGCUUCCGGAAGUUUUUAAGUCUGGAUUUUUCACGAAAAGGCCACAGGAGUCCAUCUCGCUGUAUAAAUGUCUUGAAGCAUUCCUUAAGGAGGAGCCUCUAGGCCCAGAUGAUAUGUGGUACUGUCCUGUAUGCAAGAAGCAUUGUCAAGCUGGCAAAAAAUUAGAUCUCUGGAGAUUGCCAGAAGUUCUGGUGAUACAUUUGAAAAGAUUCUCAUACAGCCGAUUCCUGAAGAAUAAGUUGGAAACUUACGUUGAUUUCCCCAUUCAUGAUCUCGAUCUGUCUGGUUAUAUUACCCAAAAGGAUGAACAAUCUCCUCACCGGUACAUGCUUUAUGCUAUCAGUAACCAUUAUGGAAGUAUGGGAGGCGGUCACUACACAGCAUUUGUACAUCAUGGUGGUGACAGGUGGUAUGACUUUGACGACAGCCACGUGUCACCAAUCAGUGUGGACAAGAUCAAAACUUCAGCUGCUUAUGUUUUAUUCUAUAGAAGAGUUGAGAUUGCCGGACCGAACCCUGUUUAG